Dinoponera quadriceps is the source of this 1588-nucleotide messenger RNA. RefSeq names its product glutamate-rich WD repeat-containing protein 1. The transcript is spliced from 5 exons. The record is from RefSeq and is a predicted model, not a curated record. The coding region runs from base 162 to 1571 and encodes 469 amino acids. NCBI's taxonomy places the organism in Eukaryota, Metazoa, Arthropoda, Insecta, Hymenoptera, Formicidae. Gene Ontology annotation, molecular function: protein binding.
CUCUACCUCAGGGUAGUCCAUAGCCACAAAUGAGAAGAUCAGCUGUGACGAGUAACACGUGUAAAUUCAUUUGAUCUCAUUGCGUCCGAUUGUAACACGUCUCAUACCGCGUGGGUAAAUAGAAAGUCACUGGAAAUCGAUCGGCUAUUUGCAGUAUAAAGAUGACUGAAGAAAUGGAAGUGGAAGCUUUGAAGCAUGUUAAGAAUGAAGACGAAAUGAGCGACGACGACGCGGAUUCCAAGGAAAAUGAGAGCGAUAACGAAAACCGAGAGAAAACAAAGGUAUAUCUUCCAGGGCAGGUUCUGGAAGAGGGAGAAGAACUCGUCGUUGAUAAGUCGGCAUACAGAUUACUACAUCAAGCACAAUCAGGCGCGCCAUGUCUGAGUUUUGAUAUAUUGCCCGAUGAUUUGGGUAAUUCAAGAGAGAAUUAUCCUUUAACUAUGUAUAUAGUUGCCGGAACACAAGCCGCACAAGCUCAUGUUAAUAAUGUUCUCGUCAUGAAAAUGCUUAAUUUACACGGUACUAAGCAGCGCUCAGAAGAUUCAAAGAAUGAAUCAAGCGAUUCAGAAGAUUCAGAGAAUGAAUCAAGCGAUUCAGAAGAUGAGAGCGUAGAAUAUAACCCGGUAAUGCGUGUUGCACCUAUAAGACACCAAGGAUGCGUUAAUAGAAUAAGAUGUGCAAAAGUACGUGAAGCACCUCUGGCGGCCAGUUGGAGCGAAUUGGGGCGUAUAAAUGUAUGGGAUUUGCGAGAACAGUUGAGCGUAAUCGAGAACCCUGGCUUGCUUGCCGCUUAUCGUAACAAGUGCGAUAAAGAAAAAGGUGGGGGCGUUAAGCCGCUCUUCACAUUCAAAAGUCACCUAUCCGAAGGGUUCGCCUUGGACUGGUGUCCGACGAGACCGGGCGAUUUAGCGUCCGGCGACUGUAAGGGCAAUAUUCACAUAUGGCGAAUCGGUAACGACAGUCCAACGUGGCAGAUAGACCAAAGGCCGUUCAAUUCGCACGCACCGCACAGCGUGGAAGAUCUGCAGUGGUCGCCGUGCGAAAAGGAUGUACUCGCGUCGUGCUCAGUGGACAAAACCAUAAAAAUCUGGGACACACGAGUGAGUCCAAACAAGGCGUGCAUGCUGACGGCGUCCGGUGCUCAUCGGGCAGACAUCAAUGUGAUCUCAUGGAGCCGGAUCGAAAGCCAGUUUAUAGUUUCGGGAGGAGAUGACGGGCUGCUUUGCAUAUGGGACCUGCGACUUCUCGGUUCUUCCAACGCAGCAGAUCCGAUAGCCAUCUUCAAGCAUCACUCAGCGCCCGUCACCACCGUGGAAUGGCAUCCCACGGAAAGCACGGUAUUCGCAUCCGGAGGCGCUGACAAUCAGAUCGCGCAAUGGGACCUGUCCGUGGAAGCGGACACCUUGGAAGCGGGGCAAAACGACGAGUUGGCCAAGCUGCCACCGCAGUUGUUAUUCAUACACCAGGGUCAAUCGGACAUCAAAGAGUUGCAUUGGCACCCGCAAUGCCCGGGGACUAUGAUAUCAACCGCACACUCAGGCUUCAAUAUAUUCCGUACGAUUAGUGUGUGAUAAAGAUUCAUGAGGAA